Messenger RNA from Colletotrichum navitas, 1359 nucleotides. RefSeq names its product transcriptional regulator of RNA polII, SAGA, subunit-domain-containing protein. Lineage: Eukaryota; Fungi; Ascomycota; Sordariomycetes; Glomerellales; Glomerellaceae. Bases 1 to 1359 code for a protein of 452 amino acids. Gene Ontology annotation, cellular component: SAGA complex. Gene Ontology annotation, molecular function: transcription coactivator activity. Gene Ontology annotation, biological process: regulation of transcription by RNA polymerase II. The transcript has 4 exons. The record is from RefSeq and is a predicted model, not a curated record.
AUGCCCGACAUCGACCCCGCGGCCUUGAGCAGCCGCCCAUCUGUCAAUAUCUCAACGCCGACGUUGUCUACCAAGUCCAUUACUGUGCAGCCUCCCGGUUCCCUCAAAACUUCGAAAACAAGCCAGAUCAUUCCGGCCCGCAUUGACCUUGAGCCGUUGUAUACCGCUUUGAAGCAGACCAUCGGCUCCGAAGCAUGGGUCGUGUACAAGGAGUCAACAACAGAGUUCCUCAUCGGUCGGCUGAACCAGACCGAAUACUCGGAACGAAUCGAUCCUAUCCUCGCAUCCCCCAAUGGCGAAAGGGAACACCUCCAUAACCAGCUAAUAGCUGCUAUUUACGGCAAUGUCACAAGAGAGAUGCCCGACCAGGGGCUUGCCCCCUGGGUUAGCGCUAACGACAAGCCGACCGCGCCUGUUGGCAGUAAGCCUGUCUCUGGCGAUGCUGCAGAGCGUCGUCUCAAGGGCGAUGUCAUGCAAUUGCCCACCAAAGACCGUCGGCGCAUCAAGGACUUGGCUUCUAACGAUUUCGAUCCUCACGAGACCCUUUCCAACGUCUUCCUCGAAACCCACAGGCGACAGUCCAAGCCGGCCGAAGUCCCGCCCAGUGCUGGAGGCAUUGGAGGCAUCAACAAAAUGAAUUUCGACUUGGAGAUUCGCAAGCGCUUUGCACAGCCAUUGGCCGUGGAGUCAGGCGAAUUCCCGGACGCCCCUGUAGUGGAAGGUAGGAUGCUGCCUUUCUGCUAUGAGGCAGGCCUCACCAAUGGUCAUGUCCAAGAAGCGCCACACUUCAUGUCUGUUGCGACAGAAACGUUCAUCAAGGAAGCCCUAGCUGCUAUAUUCUCCAAGACGAGGAGCAAUGGUCCGGGAGAGGGCGGAACCGCUGGUUUCGGCGCCGGUACGCAAUGGAUCCAAACCCACAAAUACCGGCAUCAACUUGUGAAAGAAGAGGAUGCGGCUUUACGAGGCGAGCUUACCCGUGAUAAGAGCGGUCUGUUGCCUAUCGAGUCGAAAGCCGCGAGCGAGCGUGGUCCUCUUGGUAUGGCAGACGUACGGAUCGCCCUGGAGAUGGCAGACAGCGGCCUGGCACAAUUUCCCAUCAUCAACACGGCAAUAUCGUAUGGAUAUCGUGAAGGAGAACUCGAAAACUGGCAUGAUUAUACCUGGCUCCCAGGUCUUGAGCCCAAUGGAAUCAAGGAGGCAGACGUCCCCGAUGUCAAACCGCUGGCUGUGGAGCAGCUGCCGAACGGACACGUCGACGAAAUGGAGAUUGACUCGGAGCCAUGGUGGGACGGCGCAGAUCCUCAAGAUAUGGGCGCGCUUGAUUCCGUGCUAGAUUCGUGUCUGGCCGUUGGAUCAUAG